UUAAUCAGGUUAAUUAAUCAGAUAAACAAGAAGAAUGUUUACCAAUUAUCCGUCGUUCUUCCGGUUAUCGAAAUGUUGGACGCGUUUACGUCGAGAAAACACAAUCUCUCCUCGGAUGAAUUUUGUCUGGUAUUGUUCAUGAAAGAGACAAUCGAUGAGAAAAAUUGCAAAUCCUAUUCUAACUCGUUGAAGUAUCUCGUCGAGGAUGUUAAAGAAAUUCAGGUACCGUCAGAGUCGUUACAUUACGAGAUCGCAGAAUUAUUCAUGACCAUAGUUCGAUUUGAAUUUCCUUUGAGAAUUGCAUGCGAGGAUUUUAUAAAGCAAAAACCGUGUUACAAAAGAAACCAUGAUUUAUGCGAAAUAAUGGUGAUUACAUACGUCCUAAUCUUUCAAAUAUCUUCCUUGGCCAUUAAAAAUACCAUGGAUUUCUUCGUUCAUUUUAAUAUCGACAGAAUAUUGAAUCUCCUAUCUUAUUUGAUUCGCAAAAAAACAAUGGAUUUGUUUUACACGAAGAGUUGCGACGUAUUCGAAGAAAGUUUCGUCCAAGAAAAGAUAUAUGAACCUUAUUUGUUCGCUUUGCCAGGUUUGAAGGCUUUACGAAUUUAUUUGAGAGAAGAAAAGCAUCGUAUGAUGGCGAUACCGAAGAAAAAAACAACGAAGCCAAUUUUUAUGAAAGUUCUUAAUCAUGUGAAAAGAACAACGAAGUGUCCACCACCGACGCCAGAAAAUCUUACGGUGAGAAAAUCACCUCGGAAGAUACCAAACUCGAUUUACUUUUCAUCGUCUAUAGAAGAGAGGUUGAACAUUCUACGGGAAGCUAACAAAUAUCAAGCUUUACAUUUGUUAAGAGAAGCGAAUAAAAAUGCGCCGGCGUGUUCGAAGAAACGUGAAACUAAGUUAAUCGAGGUAGAACAAAAAAUCGAGAAACAUGAUAUUUGUCCAAGGAAACGCCUACCAAUCUUUAAAGUAAUUAUCGAUCUUUUUCCUGUCGAAAUUAAGCAAAAUGCAACUUCGAUUCUUCGAGAAUGUGCGCGAAUAGCCAACGAAGAAUUAAAGGAAGUAUCAAAAAUACAAAAGUUGGUCGAAGGCAACUUGGAUCCGAAAUCAAUAGAAAAAUUAAACGAGGAGAGGAGACAACGUGAGAGAGAGGAGGAAAUAAACAAGAUCGAAGAGAAGCAUUUGAUAGCGUUGCUAACACGAGAAGGUGCUUAUUUGGCAAAGAAAUCUCUUUUGAAUGAGAACAAAACUUACGCUCAGAAUGUUCGAGAGGAGAAAAAGGAGUUAUAUCAUAGAUUAGAAAAAUUGAGGACAGAACAUAAGAGAGAAAUGUUGGAGAAUGUUGAAAAAUGUCGGGAGCUCGAACAAGCUUCUAAAGAUGCUUACGAUUCUAUGAUCGACGAGAAACGUCAAAAAGCUGCCGAGGUAUCUGAAAAAUCGCGACAAUUGAAAAUAUUACUGGCUAAGCAAAGGGAGGAAGAAAUACAAAGGAAAGGUCAAUUAAUUAAAGAAAUUAAGGCUAUUCAAUCAUUAAGAUUGGCUACUAGGAACAAGGAAUUUGAUCCUACGGAAACAAGUGGUUUAGGAUUGUUAUGUGAGAUGUCAUUAACCGAGUUGAAGGAACGACUAGUUUGGGUGAAAAUGAAAUUGAAUGAGGAGUUGGAGAAACGUCAGUUUGUCAUUCAACGAGAACGAGAAAGGCAAAAGAAUAUAGUCAAAUAUAGUAAAAUCGCGCUGGAUGAAUAUAAAAGCACCAAGUUAGAUAUUAAUAAUAAAAAAAUUUUAUUCGAUCGUACAAAUAUAUUAUUCAUUUUGAUAAGUUUUAUUUGUUUAUACAGAAAAUCUGAUACGCGUAAGCGCGAAAAUGAAAAAGCAUUGAACGUUACUUCCGUUUCUCCUCAAGUAUUGAAACUGCAAAAAAAAUUGGAAGAAAGGAGAGCAUUGAGGACGAAAAUAUAAAGAAAUAAAAGAAAAAAAAAAUACAAGACUGCAUUCGAUCCAAGAAUUAUAGAUGAUAUAACUAAUAAAUAAAUGUCGUGCAGUAUGAUUUAACAACCUGUGCUUAUCUUGCUUGUCACGAAGGAAGAUUAUAUCAUAAUUGCGUUGAAAAACGUUCUUGAAACAUCCAAUAAAAGAUUACUAGCUUAUGAAAUUUGUGCGUGUUCGUCAUUCGAAUUAUAAUCCAUUGAGUGAGACGAGCCAGGAAAGACGUAAAUAAAACAGUUGCGUGCUAAGCGUGUGAUAGAUAAGUACACGGAAUAUUAACAAUCAUCUGACGAACGAUAAUUAGUUAAUUGUCGAAUUUAAGAGAGAAUUUACGUAGGCCAUUGUUAAAACUUGCUUCGACUUCCCGCCUAAAAAACUCUUAAGAUAGCCAUUUACUUGAUAGAUAAAAUCGUAACAAGUUGCUCUCGAAAAUAUUUCUGCGUUUGAGAGUAAUUAUCUGUGGGCAUAGUUCAACUGCAUACUUGAAAGUAUGAUUUAAUUACAUCUGAAAGCGAUUGCACUGUAACAUUUUUUCAAAUGGAAACAAAAGGCAGCUGUUCAUUUGCUCAUAGUAAAACUAUUACGGGUUGCUCUCGAGAGUAUUUCUUGUUAAUAGACACUGUGUUUGAGAGUAAUUGUCCUAGAGCAUGAAUCAAUUACAUAUCUAAUUGUGAUUGCACUGCAGCAUUUUCUUAAAUGGAAACAAAAAAAUAUUACUAUAAAAGAGUUCUCUCGAUUAAGAUGAAUCAGUUUCGUAUAUUGAAAAUAACUAUUGUGAGAGUAACAACAUAGAAACGUCUACAAGAAAAGAACGCAGGAAAUAGGAGAUCUUUGAAUUAAUAAUAAUAUAUGAAAUAUAGAUGCGGAUACACUGGCAAGUAACUUGCGGAAUUUCUUGCAAGAGCAAUUUGCGCGAGUGUGUUCAUUCCUCUGCAAAUAUUGAUGCGACUCAUUCUCUGUAGUAAUUCGUGAGAGUGAUUAUAUACAGCGCAUAAUGCUGUUAGAAGGAAAUCAUAAAUUUAAUACUGUUUAAAAUGUCAGUUCAAUGGGUUGCUGUUGCACAUGUAUAGCAGUUGUUUAAAAAAAUAAAAAAUAGAAAAGUCUGGUUGAAAA
Messenger RNA from Vespula vulgaris, 3096 nucleotides. RefSeq names its product cilia- and flagella-associated protein 99-like. The annotation marks the transcript as partial. NCBI's taxonomy places the organism in Eukaryota, Metazoa, Arthropoda, Insecta, Hymenoptera, Vespidae. The transcript is spliced from 12 exons. The record is from RefSeq and is a predicted model, not a curated record.